AUGUCCACCGCGGUGCAAAGACCACCAAUUACAAUUUAUUCCCACGAGGGGAAUAAAACAGAAAUAAAACAUCCUCUUCCAGCCGUGUUCAGUGCUCCUAUUCGUCCUGAUAUUGUGAACGCGGUUCACACAAGCGUCGCAAAGAACAAGCGUCAGCCUUAUGCGGUAUCAAAGAAAGCAGGACAUCAGACUUCCGCCGAGUCUUGGGGAACAGGUCGUGCGGUUGCUCGAAUUCCUCGUGUUUCGGGCGGUGGUACUCAUCGUGCUGGUCAGGGUGCUUUUGGUAACAUGUGCCGAGGUGGUCGCAUGUUUGCUCCAACUAAAAUUUGGCGUAAAUGGCACGUCAAAACAAACCUAAAUCAAAAACGUUACGCCACCGCAUCCGCAUUAGCAGCAUCAUCAGUCCCGCCACUAGUCCUAGCACGUGGUCACAGAAUCGAAGAAAUUGCUGAAGUCCCAUUAGUAGUUGCCAACGACAUCGAAUCCUUAACAAAAACCAAAAAUGCUGUGACUCUCUUAAAAGCCGUAAACGCAUACCGAGACGUUGUAAAAGUCUCAAAUUCGCGUAAACUGCGUGCCGGUAAAGGAAAAAUGCGAAAUCGUCGACAUCGUCAACGUCGUGGUCCCCUUAUUGUGUUCAAUGAAGAUCAUGGUGUGGUGAAAGCGUUCCGUAAUAUCCCCGGCGUGGAGUUGGUUAAUGUUCGGCAUUUGAAUUUACUUUUGUUGGCGCCAGGUGGACAUUUGGGUCGGUUUAUUAUUUGGUCGCAUGGCGCUUUUGCAUUGUUGGAUGAGUUAUAUGGAACUUAUCAGAAACCUGCUUCACUCAAGAAAGAUUAUCGUCUGCCAUCUCAUAUCAUUUCCAACAGUGAUGUCACGCGCAUCAUUAAUUCCUCACAAAUUCAGUCUGUACUUCGAGCGGCUGGCGAGAAGCACCAAAAACGACCAUACACACAGAAGAAGAAUCCAUUACGAAACAAUGGCGUGCUCAUUCGACUUAAUCCGUACGCGAAGGUGUUACGUCGUGCUGAAAUUCUGGCUGCUGAGAAACGUGCUAAAAACAAAGUCACGAAGAAACGGAAGUUCAAGCUCACGACCAAAGCCUCUAAGAAGUUCCUCGAAAUUUUGAAGAGCGAUCCUACAACGAGACCGCGACGUACUUUGCUUCACCACAAAUUACCACAAAAACCAUUUUUAUCAUAUCUCAUAGAACGCUUUAAUAAAAGUAGUAACCCAUUUUUAAACAAUAUCAAUAUAAAAACCACAAAGUCAACUUUCACGCGACCAUUCGUCUCCCUCAAAUCAAUAUUCACCCCCCUCAAACACCAAGACUCAAAGUUUUCUUUUUCUCCUAUAACUUCAGCUUCUUCCUUUCCGACACAGACAACGUCCCCACCACCAAAACCAAUACUUACAAAGGACAAUCUAUUUCACCCACUUUCCCUAUCCCCAAUACCAGAGCUACAAAAUCGCGCCAAAAUUAUAAAGACAUAUGGCACGUGUCCUACCUGUAUUUCGCGACCGCAGCAGCAGCAACAACGGCCUAUUUACGAGUGUCCCAACUGCGGGUACCCUACUCACUGCUCAAAAGAACAUUACGAACAAGACAUAGAGGAGCACCGGAAGAUUUGUAGUUGGUUAAGGGAGGCUAAUGAAGAUGAACAUGAUUUGAGAAGUGGACGAAAAAUGAUGGAAUUCGAUUUUCCAGGUGAACAGGAUCUAGAUCAAAAAGUUAAUAUGCUCACAUGGGAUACAUAUUUCUAUACGCGUAAUUUCCCAAGCUUGGACGAAGAUCGCUCACUAAGACACGUCACUAAACCUUUAACAUAUCCGGUUACCAUUGCGUCAGUUUUACAUGAAUCGGGACCAUAUUCACUUCGUAAUCGGUUGACAAGCGAAGGAUUAAAAUCUUUAAUUGCUCUCCGAUCAACAUUAUACUCGAAUAAAACAACACACGACAUCAAAACACUUCAGUUAGAUCAAAUAAUUCGUAUAAUGGUGGUUGGAGCUCGAGCGGAAGCUCAAUUACCUGCCGACGUAUAUAACGAAAUAUGUCAUCUCUUUCCCGAUAACACCUUUCACAUACACUUUAUCGGACCUGAAUCUUUACCACCACCUUCGUUUUCAUCAUCGCCACAACAACCUUCUCCUCCAUCACCACAACAAAAUGAAGAUGGGGAAAGGGAAAAAGAGGAAAAGUUUCCAACUAUUACAAAACAUUAUGGUCCACGAUUAAGUUUCACCUGGGCCAAAAAAAUGUACAACGAUUAUCACGAGAAUGUGCUUCCCUUUGAUCCAUACACCGAUGUUUUCUUUUUGUUUAGUCCUGGAUUCGGGCAGCCCAACGGAAAAGAUUUGUGGGGAAAUACGUUAAAGCAAAUGUUGGCUACAAAAUGUGCUAUUUUUAUAACUGGGUAUGAUGAAGAGGAUAUGAUGAGUGACGUGAAAGCGUUGAAAGAAAGUGGGUGGACAAUGUUAAAAGAUGAUGAAGAUGAAAUAGAAGAAGAAUUACAAGCCGAAGGGGAAGCUCAGCAAAACGCUGAUACUAACAAAGCUAAAGAUAGCGGUGUUAGUGAUAAAAGUAAUGAUUUAAAAAAUAAUAAAGGGAGAGAUAAAACUAUACCCGAACUAGAUUGGUUAUUAACACCAGGUGAGAACGUGUUUCGUAGUUUGAAACGUGACAUUGAUUUUCAAGACAUAAGAAAACAUAUUUUUGCAAAUUGGGGGAUCUAUGGUAUACGUGGGAAACG
Messenger RNA from Ambispora leptoticha, 2747 nucleotides. The record is from the annotation of a GenBank genome assembly. Lineage: Eukaryota; Fungi; Glomeromycota; Glomeromycetes; Archaeosporales; Ambisporaceae.